Messenger RNA from Oxyura jamaicensis (ruddy duck), 3864 nucleotides. RefSeq names its product low density lipoprotein receptor adaptor protein 1 (gene LDLRAP1). The record is from RefSeq and is a predicted model, not a curated record. Bases 1168 to 1974 code for a protein of 268 amino acids. Lineage: Eukaryota; Metazoa; Chordata; Aves; Anseriformes; Anatidae. Gene Ontology annotation, cellular component: early endosome. The transcript has 9 exons.
GUGCAGGUCCCACUUGUUGGCGGAGAUUGUGUCAAGGGAGAGGCUGUGCACCUGGAGCCCUGUCUAGAAGAUGUAUGUGAUGGCUGGUGUUGCAAAAUGCCAAGGAGCCUGGGUGGCUGUCCUGAAUCUCUUGGGCAUGGCUCAUGCAUGGUAUCUGAAGUUGAGGCAUGGCUGGCUGAUGCUAAGAGAGCAGUCCUACCCACUUGUGGAGCCGAGGCAGUGACAGGAGGAAGGGCAGGGAAGGUUUUGUCUUCAUCUACUGAGAACUUUUGUCAGCAGCUAAGGCACAAAAAACAUGCCGGAGAUGGCUGAAAUCCUUGCUGGGGUGACGCUCUGUUCAGAGCAGAGAGGAUGGAACAGUGCACCGGCUGGAAUUUCCUGCAGAGGGGCUGUGGGAGGCAGGGGAUGUGCUGGGCUGGAUUUGCUGAAUCUGCCCCUCUACCUCCAUGCAGGGAGCAAGGAGGAGCUGUAUUGCAGUGCUACAGAGCAGAAGUCAGGGAGGUGAGGUCAAGGGGUGAUGGUGCUUGCUUCUCUUAUCUGCAUGCCUUGGAAGGAUUCAAGGGCAGAGUGUGGUGGGAACAUGGGGUAUGCACCAUGAUCAGCUGAAGAAGCGGGAGCAGGUGACUGCCUGGCCAUUGUGUGCAAACCUCACUCCCGAUAUGCUCGCCAAGCUUUGGGUGCUGAGGGUGGGAGGGCAGCAGCAACACCCUUGGCUUUUGAAGAAACCAGGCUCUUUGCUGGCACCAUCUGUUUCCAGAAAAGGUACAAGGUGAACACAGCAUCCCACAUGUCCUCGGAGCUCCGGGUGGAUUUUGUGUGUGUGCUCACCAGCAAGUGUUGCUCUGAGACUUGUGCUGGCCAAGUGAAAAAAAGCUGUUUUCCUCUUCUCAUCUUGGCUCCUGGAGCUUGGCUCUCAUCUUGGCUCCUGGCAAGCUCCUCUUGCCAGGUGUUUGUCUCAGCCUGCAGCCAGGACCCUCUCCUGCUCAGCAGGACCUGCUAUGGCUGCACAGCUGCAUGUCUCCCCUCCCUGCAGCACCCUCCUCGCCCAAGCUGGGGCUCAGGCUUAGAAGCUCUUGCUAGGUGAUUUUCUUUUCCCACUGCAGGCAGCCCCUUGGGACCUGCUGGUAGGUUUCAGAGCUCCCAGAGAACUGGACUGAUACCCGAGAGAUGCUGCUGGAGGGAGUGCUCUUCAGCCUCAAGUACCUGGGCAUGACACUGGUGGAGCAGCCGAAGGGUGAGGAGCUCUCUGCAGCUGCUGUCAAAAGGAUUGUUGCAACAGCAAAAGCAAGUGGAAAGAAACUGCAGAAAGUUACUCUGAAGGUCUCACCCAGAGGGAUCGUGUUAAAUGACAGUGAAACUAAUGAGCUGAUCGAGAACAUCUCCAUAUACAGGAUAUCCUACUGCACGGCAGACAAGAUCCACGAUAAAGUGUUUGCCUACAUUGCCCAGAACCAGCUCAAUGAGAACCUGGAGUGCCAUGCCUUCCUCUGUACCAAACGGAAAAUGGCCCAGGCAGUCACCCUCACUGUAGCUCAGGCGUUCAAAAUAGCGUUUGAGUUCUGGCAAGCCUCCAAGGAAGAGAAGGAAAAGCGGGAAAAGUCUGUCUUGGAAGGAGAAGGGUCAAGCAGCCCAAACUUGGAUGCCCAUACUUGCCCUGACACACCAGCAGUCACAGCGAACUUGCUGGAUUUAGAAGAUCCUGCCAAACUGACCCUGAGUGGCAGUGCAAACUCUGCACAUUUAGAUAACAGCAUGUUUGGGCCCAGCUCCUCCGUAAAUAACAACAUGAUGUGGGAAAUGGAUGAUGGUCUCGACGAGGCAUUUUCAAGACUUGCUCAGUCGAGAACAAACCCUCACGUUCUUGACACGGGACUGACAGCUCAAGACAUCCAGAGCACAGAAAUGCUUUCACCUGUAGAUUGGGAUAAAAUAGAUUCAAAUACAGGCGAGAAAGAUGAUGUGUUCAUGUUUUGAAGUCAAAUUCAUCUAAUAGCUGACAUUAGAAUAACCACUAAAUGUCUGUGGACUGAAUUAUGCUCUUCCAGGUGCUGUACACAAGGGACUCUUCUGAGGGAUCUUCACCAAGUCAGAUGAUGUUAUGGCACGACUUAGACCAAAGCUUUAGAAAUCUAAUGCUGAGUUGUUUUUUUUUUUUUUUUUUUUUUAACCUUGCUUUUACCUAAACUGUGAGAUGCUCUUGAACGUAUUUAUUCAUAGCUGUUGCAGUUUACAUACAUUAUUGGAAGGUGUGUAGAGCAUCUACAGUAUUUGAUGGCAAUAUAGCAUGGAAGAACCAUCAGCAGUGCCUGUUCCUCUCUGCAAAAGACUAUGCAACACCAAAGUCUCUGCAUAUAUGCGUUUCUAGACAAAGAUCUGCAAAUGCAGUUGCAAGCACGACUGUUACUAAGCUACUGUUUCUUGAACAACACAUCACCUGCCUAGGCAAAGGGGAAGAGAGUUGCUGCAGCUGCUAGCAAUGAUAAAAUCAAAGAGGUAGCAAAGAUGUUGCUUUUGUUGGGAAUGUCUGUGAUACUCUCACAGUUGUCAAUCACCCAUACAUGUUCUGGCUUUUUCUUUGCCAGCUUCUUAAAGGAAUUGAUGCUUUUUACCCAAAGAUUCAAUGUCUGCACUUUAAAACUUGAACUGAAAGCAAUGGUCCAAAAUGGCAAACUAAGCAGUGCCUGUAAUAUCUCUUCAGAAGCUAUUUAUCCCUCUUCCAAAACAAACAAAUGAACAUAAAAAAAUAAAAAUAAAAAAAAUCAGUGUUUCAGGUCUCUUUCAAAACUGACUUCUCACAUACACUGUUUCUGAUACGACUCGAAAUACUAAGGCUCAGUUGCAUUGUUGGUUUAAAAGCAAAGCCACUCCAAAGGGAGUAAACAAUCUGCUUUUCUAAAGUGUGUUGAAAGUUGCAGGUUGUCUGAAUCCAGUAGCACAAUAGAUCUGUGUUCUUAGCUCUGCUAAGUGGAUUUGCCCAUGUGUGCCUUUUUACUGUCUCAAAACUAUUUGGUAGUUGUCCACUCAAUAGACUCAGAUGGAAUUGGAUUAGACAAGACCAGUACUUGGAUGUUCAGUUAGCAACAGGUGCCCCUUUCAGUGGUACUCUAGUCCUCUUCCCCCUAUAGUCACAUCUGCUGUGAGGCUUAGGAAGUUCUUUUCAUCUAUUCGGGGAACUGAAAAUAAGUAAUGGAGGUAUAAAGCUUAUGUUAAUUAAAAGAUUAAGUUUAAUAAGCAAAAAUAGUUGCACUGACAGUUUGUAAUGUUUGUGGCCUUCUGUGAAGUAUACUAAGUAUACUAAGCUGUUUUAUAGAUUUGUAACUUGGACCUUGGUUUUGAAACACUAAUUCGUUCCUCAGACAGCUCUUUAUAAUUCUUUGUUUGCGAGUAAACAAACAAACAAAACCUCUUUGUCAGCUGUAACAGUUUAUUAGGAAACAGCUGAAUGACUCUAACUUAGAUUUGAUUUUUUUUCUCUAUUAUUGUGAUAAGGUAUUGAGGACUUGGGAAGCCAACUCAUCAAGUCUCUUAAUAAAACAUGUUCCCUGUUUAUUCUGCAAAAUUGUGUUUAGAGCAAUUUUACAACCUACUGUGCCCUUACUUGAUGUCAUGUGUAGCAUUGGUCUCCUGCAAUUGAAGGAAUUACUCAAAGUUCAUCCAUGCUACAGAGGCACGCAGUAGAGACGUGAACCUAAUGGACUGUGAGGCUUUCUCUGUACAUUGAUAUUUCUCCUUUUCUAGAGAUUUGAGAAUCAUAGACUGAAAUGCACAAUACUAUAUAUGUAUAUAUAUAGUUUUUAAGAAAACCUAAUGCUGUAAACAAUAUCUGUAUGGAGAAAAAUAAAUAUUCUGCCCUUUUUUGGAGCA